This is a messenger RNA of Pseudoliparis swirei, 3797 nucleotides long. Its product is annotated as WD repeat-containing protein 62-like. Lineage: Eukaryota; Metazoa; Chordata; Actinopteri; Perciformes; Liparidae. The record is from RefSeq and is a predicted model, not a curated record. Gene Ontology annotation, molecular function: protein binding. The transcript has 28 exons. The coding region runs from base 119 to 3679 and encodes 1186 amino acids.
AGCCUCCAUCGUCAACAACAGCGAAGAGUCGGUAAACGGACAAGCUCCGGGCUCCCCUCAGCGGACCUUCCGUGGACCAGCGCCGCGCGGCGGAGACGCUCAUUGACCAGGUGACGUCAUGGCGGAGGGAGCGGACAGCGGCUCGGUUAACACCGGGAAGAGGAGACAACCGGCGGGGAGGAAGAGCCGACAGAGCCGGGGCAAGAAGCCGUCCAGCCGGGUGAGUCUGGAGAAGGUUUUGGGCAUCAGCACGGCCAGCAGCAGCGGUUUGACCUCUGACCCCAAAUCUGGGCUCAUCGCCUACCCUGCAGGCUGCGUCAUCGUCCUGCUCCACCCGCAGAGGAGCAAGCAGCGCCACAUCACCAACGUGUGCAGGAAACCCUUCAGCGCUCUGGCCUUCUCCCCUGAUGGAAAGCACCUGGUCACUGGAGAGAGUGGCCACAUGCCCUGUGUGCGGGUGUGGGAGGUGGAUGGAGGUCAGGUGGCCGAGGUUCAGUCUCAUAAAUACGGAGUUUCCUGCGUCGCGUUCUCCACCAACAGCAGCUACAUUGUGUCUGUGGGGUACCAGCAUGACAUGACUGUGAGUGUGUGGGACUGGAAGAAAGGUGCCGUCAUCGCCUCCAACAAAGUGUCCAGCCGAGUGUUCGCCGUGUCGUUCUCUCAGGACAACAGUUACUUCGUCACUGCAGGGAACCGACACGUCAAGUUCUGGUACCUGAACGCCUCCAAAGAACGACGGGUGAACAGCACGGUGCCUCUGAUUGGUCGCUCAGGGUUGCUCGGCGACCAUAAGAACAGCGUGUUCAGUGGGGUGGUGUGUGGGCGUGGCCUCAUGGCGUCCAGCACCUAUUGCAUCACCAGCUCCGGUCUGCUGUGUCUGUUUAACAGCAGCCGACACCUGGAGGCCUGGGUCAACCUCAAGUCGUCGGCCAGCUGCUUGGCGGUCAGCGAGGACGUGGUGUUCUGCGGCUGUGCCGACGGGGUCAUCCGGGUGUUCAGCCCCUCCGGCCUGCAGUACGUCAGCACCCUGCCGCGGCCUCACCGCCUCGGGGUGGACCUCACGCAGAUCAGCGUCCCGCUGCCCGCCGGUCCCGCAGCUCGCUACCCCGACACGUGGGCCGUGACCUUUGACCCCGCGGCCAGACAGCUGACGAGUGUGUACAACGACCACAGCGUGUAUGUGUGGGACGUCAAAGACGUGAGGAACGCCUGGAAGCUGUACUCGGCUCUGUACCACAGCAGCUGUGUGUGGAGCGUCGAGGUGUAUCCAGAGCAGACAGACAGGUCUCCGGCUCAUCUUCCUCCCUCCUGCUUCCUCACCUGUUCCUCUGACAACACCGUCAGAGUCUGGACCACCGACCCGCCCACUGGCCCGGGGAACCUCUACAGCAACGACCUGCAGAGGAUCCUGUACGUGGGCGAGAACACCCAGCACCUGCAGGCCGAGGCGGAGCGGGGGGGGGACAGAGGGGGGGAGGCCGCCGUCGGGGCUGAUGGGAAAUCUGGCGUCAGAGUCCUGAGCAUCAGUCCUGAUGGACGACACCUGGCAGCCGGAGACCGCUGUGGAAACCUGCGGAUCUUCGGUCUGGAGUUCCUGGACGAGCUGGUGAAGAUCGAGGCUCACGACUCGGAGGUGUUGUGUCUGGAGUUCUCUCCCACCUCCACAGGUGUGAACCUGUUGGCGUCGGCCAGCAGAGAUCGACUGAUCCACAUCUUCAACCUGGACCAGGACUACAGCCUGGAGCAGACUCUGAGCGACCACUCGGCCGCCAUCACCGCCGUCAAGUUCACUGCCGCACCUGAGACCUGCAGACAGAACGCCCAGAGCAUCAGGAGGGAGACCUUCAUCACCGGACCCUCCUCUCUGCUGCCCCCGGAGGACGACCUCGGGACUCCACCCAGACCGGACUCUGUUCAGGACGCUCAGCUGCUGCAGACCAACGGGAAGCUGCCCAUGUGGUUCAGGAAGCUGCAGGGUCAAGGCGGAGCCUCCUCUGCCGGCCAAUCAGACGCCGAGCCUCGUCAGGUGAGGAGCCGGUGGGCGGAGCAACCGAACCCGCUGACCAUCUGCUCCAACUCCUCCCCGAGUCCCACCAAGAGUCAGGAGGAGGAGGAGGCGCUUGGAGAGGAGGAGGGAGACUUCCACCCUCAGAGUCUGGAGAGUAUGCUGGAAGAGGAGGAGGAAAAUGAAGAAGAGGAGGUGCUCCAGAAUCCAGGAGACGGCAGCAGCUACGUCCUCUACCCCACCACCACCUCCACCAGGGAGUUUGACACGGAGGUCAAAGGUCAGGGGGCGGAGCCUCUGUGGAGUGCUCAGCUGAGUCCAGACUCCGCCUGCUUCGACGGCUCAGUGGGAAGUUUGGAGCAGCAGGACGCGGACACCGACUCCCUCAGUCAGGGCAGCUCGGUGGGCAGUUUGGUUCUGGAGGACGAGGAGGACCGAAGCUCUCUGAAGGACCACUUCGAUACUUUGGGCUCCAGUCUGAGCGAUGAGAAGUUUGACACCGACCCGAGGACUCUGCAGCCUCCGGAGGAGAAGCACUACCUGAAUCCUCGGCUCAGCAUCUCCACGCGCUUCCUGUCCCGGUUCCAGGACCGAAUCAGGACGGGGCCGAGCCGAGCUCCGCCCUUCGACUCCAUCCCGACCAGAAUCUUAGAGGAGAGCAAUGUCAGCAACACAAUGGUGACCUCCAGCCACGUCUCCUCUGAGCCUCCCAGCUGCAGCGACGUCACCUCCAGGACUCUGGGGGUCCAGAACAUCUGUCAGGCCCCUCCGGUCCAGCUAGGGGGGCCUCUGGUCCCCCCCUCCCCCCCCCAGGAGGAGAACCUGUCCUCAGACCUCCAGCCUCCUGUUGGUCUUGAGCUCCUCAGCACCAAACCAGACCCCUAUGAGGACCGGACCAGCAGUGUUGGCCUGCAAGAGAUGGCCACGCCCACCUCGGCGAUGGCCACGCCCACCUCGGCGAUGUCACAGGGCGGAGUCAGGAGGUUCAGCAGCAUCGAGGAGACUCUGGUGAAUCUGACCUUCAGCUCCGCCUCCAUCACGCCCUGUGAUGUCUUCAGGAGCUCCGCCUCCAUCACGCCCUGUGACGUCUUCAGGAGCUCCGCCUCCACGGAGGAGGGCCCAGGAGGACCCGAGACCAGGAUCCACACUGAUCCAGACGCCGACCCGCCGACCUGCUCCUCCUCUCCUCGGUCAGAGAAGCCCCGCCCCCCUUCAUCAGGAAACUUCCUGUCAGAGGAGCCCCGCCCCCCUUCAUCAGGAAACUUCCUGUCAGAGGAGCCCCGCCCCCCUUCAUCAGGUAACUUCCUGUCAGAGGAGCCCCGCCCCCCUUCAUCAGGUGAUGAUGGUGGUGAUGAAGAGUCGGUCUCUCUGCAGCUGUGCCAGCAGGCAGCCAAUGAGCUGAGGCAGACGGCCGGGCGAGCCCUCCAGCUGUACACACAGCUCGGCGCGGCGCCCGGCGGCUCUGAGCGCCGUCUUCAGAUGUCCUCCGUCCUCCAGGGGGCGCUUGACGUCGUUCACUCGGAGCUGCAGGCAGCGCUGCUGGGGGGUGGGGCCUCGGCGCCGCUGGGGGGUGGGGCCUCGGCUGGACCGGAAGACGACGGGAUGUUGUCUCUGCUGGAGAAAUACUCUGAGCUGCUGGUUCAGAUGACCCAGAACAAGCUGAACCAGGUCUGAACCGGGACCUGGACUCUUUACCGCUCAUCAGUAUUCUACCACAAGCACCUUAUGUUUGACGUGUGUCUGUACAUAACCUGGUUUUAUGAUUCUUAUAAUAAAGUGUGGUUUGAUUUAA